Messenger RNA from Thunnus maccoyii (southern bluefin tuna), 853 nucleotides. RefSeq names its product crystallin beta gamma X (gene crybgx). Gene Ontology annotation, biological process: lens development in camera-type eye; visual perception. The transcript is spliced from 6 exons. Gene Ontology annotation, molecular function: structural constituent of eye lens. The coding region runs from base 1 to 729 and encodes 242 amino acids. NCBI's taxonomy places the organism in Eukaryota, Metazoa, Chordata, Actinopteri, Scombriformes, Scombridae. The record is from RefSeq and is a predicted model, not a curated record.
AUGUUGAGAGUGCCGUGCACCAGCCGGGCUCACAGGGUCAGGGGUGUGGAGGUGGGUGGGCCCGUGGCUCCACAUCCCACCUCCUGCUCGUUCUCCUGCUCUGUUCUCUGUGACGCCUCCAACGCCAGUUUCCCAAAAUCAUCUGGACACAAGCUGGGGUCUGUGCUCCAACGUGCCUUCUACGGGUCCAGUGGGAGGGUGACCCUUUUCGAGCAGCGGAACUUCGCCGGCAGACGGCUGGAACUGAGUUCUGACUGCCCCAGGCUCAGUGACAAGAACUUCCCAGAGAGAUGCAACUCUGUGCAGGUUGAGAGCGGAGCAUGGAUCGGUUACGAGCAUGAGAACUUCCGGGGUCGCCAGUACCUGUGGGACAUGUCCGACCGCGGAGAGUACAACUGCUACGACAAGUGGUGUGCUCAGGUGGACCACAUCGCCUCUGUCCGCGCUGUCAAACAGGACAAUAACCCUGGCAAAGCGCAGCUGUUUGAGCGAGCUGGCUACUCCGGUAAGAAGAUGGAGAUCCAGGACGACAUCCCUAACCUGAUGAGCCGUUACAGCCUCAACAGAGUCGCCUCCAUCCGCGUUCUCGGGGGAGCGUGGGUGGUUUAUCAGGAACCAAACUACAGAGGACCUCACUACGUCCUGGAGAAGCGUGAUUACAAUAACUUCUCUGACUGGGGCAGCCAGAACAGCACCGUGGGCUCCAUGCGCAGAGUCCGCUUCAACUAGACACCAACUCAACCUCCGAUCUACAAACUCCUGUCAGCACAACUUCCUUCCUUCAACGUCACACUCAUGAAACCUGUCAGCUUUACACACAAAACCUAUUUUAGUAAUAAACUGUUAAAAAAGA